GUCAGGGAGUCACAAACGACCAAGAGACACAGACGGAGUGAGACAAAAAGGACAUAACGAGAGGAGAAAAGGAAGGAGCUGAAAGGCCGUUCCUUGAAUAUUUCUUGCAGCACUGGACCUUGUGGAUUACUCAGAGUUACUUAAACACACUGCAGGUAUUUGCAAGUGCAUCCUCUAUAGCUGGAGACAUAGCACUGUAUUGCUUUCAUCCCUGUUGGCACGUGGGUUGCAGUUUAUAGAUGCAGUUAACAGGACCGGCUUAUUAUUCAUGUGAGACAAAGUGAGAGGAUGGGAGCCCUUCGCCUCUCUUUUGCUCUGUUCUUCCUCUCAUUCUCUCCCGCACAAGCCCAAUGGUGGAGUUUCAUCUGGGCAAAACCUAAAACCACCACAAUCUCUAUGACUUCUCCCAUUCCUUCCUACAUCACUUCUCCAUCCAUCACCUCCCUGGGUUCUUCUGACAUCCCAGGGACAGCAGAAUGGAUGUUAAAGGAGGACAGGGUGACAGAGAAAGCCCCGGAGAUAAGCACUCUGACAGAGGGGUCUGUACUGCCCCCCACACCCACCCCUGGAGUGGAAAUCUUUGGUCAAAGCACUGCAGUACCUGGGACUUUACCUCCAAAGGAGAAUGCAGGUGCUGGCAGCAAAGCUAGGGCCCAAUGCAAACUCCUGAAACACUGGAAAAGUGAGCGAGGCUCAGGAGGUCAUCUGGACCUGACGGAGUUAAUUGGCGUGCCCCUCCCUCCCUCCGUCUCCUUUACUCCUGGCCAUGAGGGUUUUCCAGCCUACAACCUCGGGCCUGAUGCCAACAUCGGUCGGCUCACCAAGACGUUCGUGCCAGGCUCAUUCUACAGAGACUUUGCCAUCAUUGUCACGGUGCGUCCAGCCUCUCAGAGAGGAGGGGUCCUCUUCGCCAUCACAGAUGCCCGUCAGAAGGUGGUGGAGUUGGGUUUGGCCCUCACUCCGGUGCGGGGGGGCCUCCAGAGCAUCUUACUGUACUACACUGAUGAGGAACAAGCUUCACACAGCCACAAAGCUGCUUCCUUUAGUGUCCCUGAUAUGACCGAGCAGUGGACACGAUUCACGGUGGUGGUGGAGCAAGAUGAGGUGCGUCUCUACAUGGACUGUGGCGAGGCAGAGAGGACGACAUUCCAUCGCAGACCAAAACGACUCAACUUCUCGCACAAUUCAGGAGUUUUCGUAGCUAAUGCAGGAGGCACGGGGCUCGACAAGUUUGUGGGAUCCAUUCAGCAGCUGGUGAUAAAAGAUGAUCCUAGAGCAGCUGAGGAGCAGUGUGAAGAUGAUGAUCCUUAUGCCUCGGGAUUCACCAGUGGAGAUGAUGCAUUGGAUGACAGAGAGUCAGAGGAGGAAAUGAUGAAGAACACACACGAGAGAAAACAAGGCACAGAGAAGGAGGAGGGCAGUGUUCCAGUCAGAGCUCCACCCACUGAGGCCCCGGAGGUGGAGCUGGAGGAGUUCUCCGGUCAGCAGACUACAACAGAGGCCACUGAAGACAUGCUGCUAAAAGGGCCACACAUGACACAGGAGCCAGGGGAGGAACCCAGAGAUGGUCAUGUCAGACAUGGGAUAAAAGGAGAGCGUGGAAGUCCUGGACCCAGAGGCCCACCUGGACACCCAGGCCCCACCCCUCUACCUGGGCAAGCUCAACCCGGGCCGAGAGGGACACAAGGACCAGCCGGAGCCCCCGGGUCCCCAGGACAACAAGGGAGAGACGGACAGGCGGGACACAAGGGUGAUAAGGGAGAUGCAGGUCAAAGAGGAACUCAGGGAUUAUCAGGUUCUGACGGAGAAGCUGGAUCUAAAGGAGAGAAGGGAGACCAAGGAGUUGGUGCUCCGGGCCUCCCUGGGCCUCCUGGACCGCCCAGAUCACACAGUGUAUCGUAUGGAGCAGAUGCCCUGGGUUCUGGCUUUGAAGACCUGGACAGUGACACUGAGCUCAUCAGGGGUCAUCCUGGUCUACCCGGGCCUCCAGGGCCCCCGGGUCCCCCUGGACCCUUACCAUCAUCCUCAGCUGAGGGCUUCUCUUCAGGAUAUGCUGGUCUACCCGGCAAAGACGGACCGCAAGGGAAACCUGGAUUACCAAUGUAUGAGGAUUGGUUUAGUGGCUCUGGGUCUGAUGCUUCAGGACUGAGCUCAGAGUUUUCCUCUGACCUCGGCUCUGGGUUCAGCUCCGGGUUCAGCUCUGAUCCGGGCUUUGCGUCCGGUUCUGGGCUUGACUUUGGGUCUGCUUGGGGUUCAGGCGAGGGUUUAGCAGGAAGAAAUGGCAGUCCAGGCCUAUCAGGAGCUUUGGGAGAGAAGGGUGAACAAGGGUUAGCUGGUCAACCUGGACCAAAGGGUGAAUGCGGGUCUCUGGGGACAAAUGGAUCCUCAGGGGCUCCAGGGCCUAGUGGACCACCGGGGAAGAGGGGCCCAUCCGGUCCCCCAGGACCCCCUGGCCCUCCCUGGCCAACCAAAUUCUUUGUAGAGGAUAUGGAAGGAUCUGGGAAGAGUGACAUGCUCAUUGGAACCGGAGUCAGAGGCACACAGGGUCCACCUGGUAUACAUGGUCCAACAGGACCUAAGGGUGAGGAUGGAGCCACAGGAGCACCAGGGCUCUCCGUCAAGGGUGAACCCGGGGGCAAAGGACCAGAGGGCCGCCAGGGUCCUGCUGGACUACCAGGAGCCAGAGGGGCUAAAGGAGAAAAAGGAAAUCUAGGAUCCAAGGGUGAUCGAGGCGUUGAUGGACUCAGUAUCCCAGGAGCCCCUGGGCCUCCUGGACCUCCUGGACCAACCAUUAAUCUGCCGGAUCUGCUGCUCAACAUGACAGAUGGGAUCUUCAACUUCACAGAUAUCAGAGGACCACCAGGGGCCGUGGGCCCUGAAGGCUUGCCUGGCAGAGCAGGAUUUCCUGGCCCCAGGGGACCAAAGGGAGACGUAGGCCCUGCAGGUGUCCAGGGGCCAUUAGGGCUCAAGGGGGAGAAAGGGGAGCCAGGGGUGACCAUUGCUGCUGAUGGAUCCCUCAUAUCAGCACCAAGAGGUCCCCAGGGGCCGAAAGGCCUCAAGGGUGACCGUGGUUUCUCUGGACCUGCUGGACUAAUGGGCCCGAUAGGACCAAAUGGACAAAAAGGAGAAUAUGGCUUUCCUGGUCGCCCAGGACGAUCUGGUAUGCCUGGGAGGAAAGGUGACAAAGGAGAUGCUGUGGGUCUAUCGGGACCUCCGGGUCCUCCGGGCCAGCCUGGACUUCCAGGAAGAGUAGUUGGGCUGAAAGGAACAGUGUUUCCGGUGCGCCCCAGACCGCACUGCAAAAUGGGACGACAGUCAGGUACAGCGAGAGACUCAGUCGGAGCUAAAGGAAACAAAGGAGAUAUAGGAAUACCUGGAGAGCCAGGGACACCUGCACCUGAGUUUCCAGAUGGAGUUGUGGGUGCUAGAGGUGAUAAGGGAUACCAAGGUCAGAAGGGAGACAAGGGUGAGGGUCUGCCUGGUCCUCCUGGACUGCCUGGCAGGUCAGGACUUGUGGGUCCCAAAGGUGAGUCUAUCGUGGGACCUCAUGGACCUGUUGGUCCUGUGGGCGAGCCUGGAGCUCCUGGGUUUGGACGACCUGGCCCCCGAGGGCCCCCUGGCCCUGCUGGACCCCCAGGACCUGCAUCUGGAUAUGGUUCAGGUGCCAGUGUCCCUGGCCCCCCCGGUCCCCAAGGCCCGACAGGAUCUCCAGGAAAUGCCAACGCGAUGACUGUUUAUAAGACAAGCAACGCUCUAGGCAGAGAGACUCAUCGCGUUGCAGAGGGAACAUUGGCCUAUGUGUCUGAGAAAGGAGGAGAGCUGUUCAUCAGAGCACGCAACGGCUGGCGCAAGAUCCAGCUCGGAGAGUUGAUCCAAUCUGGACCCUCCUCAUCAGUGACGUCUCAGUCCCUCAGCAGAACUGCAGAGAGGAGCCGCCCACACAGAAUCCACAGCCAGGAGCUUCAAGAGAGCAGUAGAGGAUAUCAGCCCAGCUAUAAUGUAUUACCUCAGACCUUCAACGCUGUACCGGGGCUCCAUCUGGUGGCCCUGAACGCCCCGCUGAAGGGGGACAUGCGUGGCAUCCGGGGGGCCGACUUCCAGUGCUACCAGCAGGCCCGCUCCAUGGGGCUGACCACCACCUACCGGGCCUUCCUGUCCUCACACCUGCAGGACCUGGCGACCAUCGUGAGGAAGGCCGACCGCACUGACAUGCCCGUGGUUAACCUCAGGGGUGAGGUGUUGUUCAGUAGUUGGAUGUCCAUCUUCUCUGGGAAUGGAGGCACUUUUACCCCGUCCACACCCAUCUACUCCUUCGAUGGACGCAAUGUGAUGACUGACUCAGCAUGGCCAGAGAAGCAGGUUUGGCACGGCUCCAACACGGUGGGCAUCCGCCUCACCUCCAACUACUGCGAGGCGUGGAGGACGGGAGACAUGGCGGUGACGGGCCAGGCUGCUCUGCUGCAGACGGGACGCCUGCUGGGGCAGCACACGCGCUCCUGCUCCAACCACUACAUCGUGCUGUGCAUAGAGAACACAUACGUGGGGAACACGCAUCAAAAGAGGACCUGAAGAACACACACUCUCACACAAACACACAUGCAGGCGUGCUGAAAGUGAAGAGUAGAACAUGUGACUAAGUUCACAUGCAUUUGAAUUUAAAUGGAAAACACAUGCAGGCACAUACAUGAUGACAUAUCACUGCAUAUAAAUGACAGACAGAAGGCACUUUUUGUGAAUGCGUUCAGAAAAUAUACACCCACGUUGACACGCAGUAGGCGCCUAAUGAAAAUACACAUGAGUUUCUUUCACUAUGUUUAGGUUUGUCUUUAGUGCCAAUGUUUAACCCAACAUGCGUCCGUCCCAAGUUAGAUUUUAAUUAACUAAACUUUUUUUAAUGACAGCAUCACACAGGACAUUGAUAUUAACAGUAUGUGUUGUGAGGAAUGACUCGGGAUAUCAGGCACUGACACAGACUGAUCUGAGCACAGCUGAAUAACUGAACCAUUACUGUGCAGGUUCUGUUUUAAGGAAUACUUCACCCACAAACUGUCCGCUUGCAUAUCAGUUACUCACCCUGUUAAUUAAAAUUCUUGAAGAAAAUAAAUCUUACAUGCCUACAUGGUGAACAAAGAAUAAGAAAACAAAAAAAAGUCUUGAUAAAUGGAAUUAAAUGUGGGCGGCAUUUAACAAAAAAUAUUCAAGGUAACAGGGUGAGUUACAGAUGAAGAAAUGGCCAUGUUGUGGCUGAGGUACUCCUUUAACUAAAACAUUAUAAUAGUUGCUUAUCAUUUUCAGAAUUGUAGAUCUUUUUUUGUAUUUUCCCUACAGUUCAAUACAGUCAACAAACCCCAUGAAUGAAAAAUAUCAACAACAGCUGGUCCCUUUAGUUUUUUAGCAAACUUCAUGCGAACAAAAUAGUGCAUUUGUUUGGGACUAUUUUCAGUGGUGGAUUUACACACAUUUGGCUAUCUACUGUCUGUUUUUGGCAGCAGGACAGCGUAAAUGGGAUUGAGUUGAAAUAAACUACAGUGUGUGUGUUCAUGGUAAUAUAGGAACCCAGUGCAAGUUCAUAAUCAAUUGUUAGUGUUGGUCUUUAAAUAGGAUGUAGUAACACAGAGAAAAAUAUAGAUUUUCACCAGAUUUACAGUAUAAAUAUGAUGAGCACAAUGUGAACCGUUUGAGAAACAUACUGCACACAUGUAAUGACAUAUUUCUUUGUGUGUGAACCUCUAAUGUCAGUGACCAUGUCUUCCUGUCGUAUUUUAAAUGUUAAUUCACUGUAUGAAAAUGACUUCCUGCUAGCAAAGUCAACCAAUCACAGCAUCACUUCUUAUUCAUCCAUUUUAUUUUCAGGCCAAAAAACACUGGCUGGAUUUGACCAAAAACAUUUUACCACUAGGAUCAUCUCUAUUUAUUAAAACAACAUUCAAGAGAUUAUAAAACAGCCUACGGAAGAGGAUUAGAAAAUGUAGGGAUUUUUUGUUCUGAGAAAAAAGUCAGAAUUCUGAGAAAAAGAGUCAGAAUUCUGACUUUUUUCUCAGUAAAAGAAAAAUGUUUUUAUUUUUUUCACAUCCCCACAUUUGUUUUCUUCCAUCUGGCCCUUAUCCUCUUCCGUAAAAGCCUAAUAGGAAGUUGAGAACAAAUAUUCUGAAGAAAAAACAAAAUUGUUUUAAAAAAACGUUUCAUCAGGAUGUUUAAUUAAGUGAGGGUUUUUUGUUUUGUCCGCAUUGUGGUUGACAGCGUAGUUGUAAUACUUAAUUAAGCCCACUAAAGGCAGAAGCGCAUCACUACCUAAUGUUCUAAACAAGUCUAAAAGCGUCAGACUAGCAUACAUUAAAAUACAUUUCUAGCCGAAUGAAAGACAUGAAGGUAAUGUUACAUCACUUGCUGACACUAUUUAAACAGUUAUAUUCUGAGGCCAAAUGUAUUCUAAAAAUGUGAGUCCCAUAACAGUUUAUUUAGGAUUUCGAAAGAUCAUCCUUUUUUUACCCAUUUUUAAAUCCUCUCAUGGCUUCCGUAGAAUAAGUCAUGCAUUGAAAUUUGUUAUCCAGGCAUGUUAAAACAGAAGCCUGCUAAGACUAAAAUAUAGGCGAGUACACAAAUAAUAUCAGAGACCUAAUCAACCCCCCCCCAGGAAAAACUUGUUGACUUACUUUGAAUUGAUUAGUUAAUGCAUUACCAUUUAGCAUCUCGUAAUGCAAGUAUUAAAGCUUGAUUGUCUUUUACAAAUUCAAGUCCAAAGCAGCUAUUUUUUUUCUGUUUUCUUUCGUCCUGCUGCUUGCAAUAAUUCAUUCAAAACUAGUGUCAACACUAUCAGAGCUUUAGCGUUAGUAUUAGAGUCAAAAUCAUCAAUGUGUGAUUUUUGUAUUCAUACAAACAGUAGCAGGACACAGUAGGAAAAUCUUGCGAGUUCACUUUUAGAUUUUUAUGAAGUUGGAACAUGUGUAUAUUAUAUAUAUAUGUGUGUGUGUUUGUUAUUGUUGUCUUAAUGUCUUUGUUUUUUACUCUGGAGGUAGGUUUUGUAUGACGCACACUAAAUGAAAUAUUUCUCCCACCAAGCUUUAGAUGUAGUUCAAGAGUUUUGCCUGUAAAGUGUUUGAUAUGAAAUGAAAAGUCGUUUUACUGAUGUCUGAUUUAUGAUUACAGUGCAAACAAAACUUGAGUUUCUGAGGAAAGCGAACAUUUGUACUGCCUGGUGCUCACUGAAUAAAUGUUUCUUUUUUAUGUUGUGACUCCUUCA
Molecule: messenger RNA, 7240 nt
Organism: Gymnodraco acuticeps
Lineage: Eukaryota; Metazoa; Chordata; Actinopteri; Perciformes; Bathydraconidae
Gene: col15a1b
Product: collagen, type XV, alpha 1b
Exons: 44
Coding region: 289-4569 (1426 amino acids)
Cellular component (GO): basement membrane
Source: RefSeq, a predicted model, not a curated record